AUGUCGGGACUGACUGGUGACGGAACCUUCCGAAAUCCUAAGGACUUUAAGCCAACCUCAGCCUCCUUUAUCACACCUAAGACCCAGAAGCACUUUACGGACAAGGAUCAGGAAAGAAAUAUUUUAAGCCUGCCUGUGCGAUUCCGUGACCAGCAGAACAAUGAAGAUUCUCGUCAUAGUUCAGCGCCUACAGCGUGGUGCGCUAUCUUGGACGAUCAAGUGGGCGGCCACCAGCAGCACCAGCAUAAUUCCUUGCCGCCCUUUGUUGACAUCCUUCCCCCGGGCCCGUUUUUUGACAUCGAAAGAUCGGGAAACGUGACAGCGCUCGUGGGACGUCCGGCGAAGCUCAACUGUCGAGUCAACAAGAUCGGGAACAGGACGGUCUCUUGGCUCCGUCACCGUGACACUCACCUGCUGACGGUGGGUCGCUACACCUACACCUCAGACCAGCGGUUCCGGGCAGUGCACACCCCGGGGUCAGAGGACUGGGCACUCACCGUCGAUUUUGCCCAGAGCCGCGACUCGGGCAUGUACGAGUGCCAAGUGUCAACCACGCCCCCGAUGAGGCACUACAUUUGGCUCAAAGUUGUGGAACCAGAGACGCACAUCUUUGGCGGUCCAGACAUCUUUAUAAAUAACGGGAGUAACAUCAACCUAACAUGUGUGGUUGAGUACACACCCGAACCACCUACGUUUAUCAUAUGGAAACACAACGACAAGGUCAUAACAUACGACAGCGACAGAGGCGGGGUAAGCGUGGUGACCGAGAAGGGCCCACGAACCACAACCAACCUCCUGGUCCGCGGCGCCUCGGCAAAGGACUCGGGAACCUAUACGUGUAAUCCCAGCAGCGCUCCCUUAGCCAAAGUUAUCGUCCAUAUCUUAAAUGGAGAGCACCCAGCGGCAAUGCAGCACGGUGGCCAUUCCCCGUAUGAAGUGUCGGCUUUUCUCUUGUCCUUCGCAUUUGCUUUCGUUGUGGCAUUCAAGUAGGACGUAGAAGGCAGAACAGCCGCCCUCUUGGAGUCGAGGAACAUGAAGGCUGGGUUUACGGUAAGCCUGGUCUACGUGAAGGCUGGAUCUGCGUAUAUGCUGUGUCUACGUGAAGCUGGAUCUACACGAAUGCUGGGGUCUACAUAAAUGUUGGGUCUACGUGUAGCUGGAUCUACAUAAAUGUUGGGUCUACAUGAAGGCUGGAUCGACAUACAUGCUGGGUCUACGUGAAGCUGAAUCUACAUAAAUGCUGGAUCUACAUGAAGGCUGGCCCUGUGUGACUUUUUUCUUGUACAGGUCGUAUUUAGUGUGAAAAUUCAAGAAUGAAUAGAUGAACUCGUGGUUUUAUUAAAUGUUUGGUGGUGGCGUUCAAGUGCUGUGGGAAAUUCAAGAAGGAAAUUCAAGAAUGGAUAGAUGAACUUAUGUUUUUCAAAUAAUAACAGUGUUAUUAUUAUUUAUUCGUAACUGAGAAAUGCUGUGCCGCCACCGU
This is a messenger RNA of Penaeus monodon (black tiger shrimp), 1480 nucleotides long. RefSeq names its product zwei Ig domain protein zig-8-like. Lineage: Eukaryota; Metazoa; Arthropoda; Malacostraca; Decapoda; Penaeidae. The transcript is spliced from 8 exons. The record is from RefSeq and is a predicted model, not a curated record. The coding region runs from base 1 to 990 and encodes 329 amino acids. Gene Ontology annotation, cellular component: neuron projection membrane. Gene Ontology annotation, biological process: synapse organization.